UCUCCUGAUGCUCAUGGACAGCCCCCUGAAUCGGGCUGGUCUCCUGCAGGUUUAUAUUCAUACACAGAAGAAUGUUCUAAUCGAAGUCAAUCCCCAAACCAGAAUCCCGAGAACUUUUGAUCGAUUCUGUGGUCUUAUGGUUCAGUUGCUGCAUAAGCUCAGUGUUCGAGCAGCUGAUGGCCCUCAAAAAUUGUUGAAGGUGAUUAAAAAUCCAGUCAGUGAUCAUCUCCCUGUGGGCUGUAUGAAGAUAGGUACCUCUUUUGCAGUUCCAAAGGUGUCAGAUCUGCGUGAACUGGUUCCUACAGCGGAGCCAGUGGCCAUUGUUGUGGGGGCUUUUGCCCACGGUUCGGUCAAUGUUGACUAUACAGAAAAGAUGGUCUCCAUCAGCAACUAUCCCCUCUCUGCUGCCCUGACAUGUGCUAAAAUUACUACUGCCUUUGAGGAAGUUUGGGGAGUAGUAUGAGUUUCUGCUGCUACUGCUGUCAUGGUGGACUCCUAUACCAUGACUCCAUGUUCUGGAGAGGCUUUUUUACUGAAGUGUGGACCUGGUGCAACAUUGGGCUCUUGGAAGGGAAAAGGCUUCAAUUUCGUCCUUUUAGCUUCUGGAGCAAUGAGACUUUAAAUGGACUGCCCCACUGACCUUUUUUCCUUCUAUUAAAGGUCACUUUUGAUAAG
Molecule: messenger RNA, 675 nt
Organism: Fulmarus glacialis (Northern fulmar)
Lineage: Eukaryota; Metazoa; Chordata; Aves; Procellariiformes; Procellariidae
Gene: EMG1
Product: EMG1 N1-specific pseudouridine methyltransferase
Exons: 4
Coding region: 8-463 (151 amino acids)
Biological process (GO): rRNA base methylation
Cellular component (GO): nucleolus; small-subunit processome
Molecular function (GO): rRNA (pseudouridine) methyltransferase activity; rRNA binding
Source: RefSeq, a predicted model, not a curated record